CAGGUACCAAAUAGACAGCCAAGGCAGGGUCGAGCACCCAGAAAGUCAGUCAACAAAACACUCUGAAGGGAAGAGACAAAGUGCUCCGGCUCCAUCGUGGCAGCCAUGAAGCUAGUCCCUGGUGACAUUGCAAAACGACUGGAAGAAAUGGUGCUGUUGACAGCUCAGAACCUGCCCCAGAUGGAGGUGGCUACUAGUUACACUAUCCUCCGAGAACUGGGUAGUGGCUCCUUUGGACAUGUGCUGAUGGCAGUUCACCAGCAACAAGGGACGCCAAUGGCACUGAAAUUUGUACACAAGAAGGAUACAGAAUUACAAGAUUUCAUGAAUGAAUACUGCAUUGCGCUGACCCUGGGGGCCCAUCCCUGCAUUGCCACUGCCCUUGGGAUUACUUUCCAGACCCUCCAUCACUACGUCUUUGCACAGGAGUUGGCUUUGUCCGGUGACCUCUUCUCUCUCAUGGUGCCACAGGUUGGUGUGCCUGAGCAGCAGGUCAAGCGCUGUGCCCUCCAGCUUGCCAGUGCCCUGGAGUACAUGGAAACUAAGGGGCUGGUUCACCGUGACAUCAAGCCAGAGAAUGUGCUGCUUUGUGAUCCUUCAUGCCGGCGCAUCAAACUAACCGACUUUGGGCUGAGCUGCCCACAAGGCCGGGCCAUUGAGGCUUUGCCUGAGAGCUUGCCCUACACCGCCCCCGAGCUGUGUGUCCUGGGCCCCAAUGCUUAUUUGGAGGCCCAGCCCAGCCUUGAUACGUGGGCUCUGGGAGUACUACUCUUCUGUGUGCUCACUGGCUACUUCCCCUGGCUCACCGCUGUGAACGCUGACCGGUAUUACCGCAACUUUGUCUGCUGGCAUCGCAGCCCCCGCUUUUCCCCACGGCCACCCCAUUGGGGGCGUUUCACUCCCCACUUGUUGGAGAUGCUGCAGGGGCUGUUGAUGCCCAACCCGGCUCAGCGUAGCCCUGCCAAUGAGGUGAUGAAUUAUAUCAAGUUACCUUGGUUGCUGCCAGAGGGCCAGAGCCGCCCCCGGCCCCGGCCCAGCAGAGAACUUCUUGGCACCAGCCGGCGGUGCUAACCAUCCAGGCCACCAGUGUGAAAGAGGGAUGGCAUCAAUCCCAAAUCUAGCUGUAGCUGUUGAGGGACCAAAGAUCCCCCAUCACCAAACCACGACACCUCAGUGUUCCUGGGAGCAAGGAGAAAUUGCUGCAUAAAAGCUAUGGAAACAGAAACAGUGACUGUCGCCCUAAGAAAACAGAGCAGGCUGUCAGCAGGACAGGGAAAGAAAAACUGAACUCAGGGAGCUAUUCCCCUUCCCUCAUAUGUGACUUAAUCUUAUGAGGGUUAUUCUCCAGUCCUCUGUCCUGUUUCUGGAUCAGAAAUUCAAAAGGCUUCAUUUCAAUCUCUCCAUGGUCAAUAACUGGCUCUUCUUUUUUUAAUGGAAAGGAGCAAAAUGGACUUACAUUUAAUAGGCAACAAAACCUUAGUAUCUCCUCUCAUCCAUCCUGAAUCAGACCAAAUAGGGGUUGACUAUAAUUGUGUGUGACUUGAAUAGGUUGGAAAUGAGUGGCCCUGCUUUUUUCAACUCUAGAACAACGGUCAGACUUCCAAAACUUCUUCUGUAUGGUUGUGAAUCACGGUGUCCCAUUAUUCACAAAAUCUGCUGAUUUCAUCAUGGAUAUUGCUGAGCAGUUAUGCUACUCUUUGUCCAGAGCCACGAUGGAUGGAAUGUCUCUUGACUACAACGGUUAUAUCCAACUUCAGGAUGAGAGAGGAUGGCAGAGAAAUGCUGCAAGGAGCAGUUUGUUUAUGGGCUGCCCAAGCUGCCAAGGGGUUUCUGGAGACGAUAAAGUUGAUUUGGUGUCUAGAAUUGAUGUUGUUGUGAGUCCAACACUGCCUGCCUAUGUGCUUACCUUAUUUGCUGCUGUUAAUACCCACUCGCCGUGUACAUUUGUAAAUAAACAGAUUCUACAACA
Messenger RNA from Rhineura floridana, 1969 nucleotides. RefSeq names its product serine/threonine-protein kinase SBK2-like. The record is from RefSeq and is a predicted model, not a curated record. Lineage: Eukaryota; Metazoa; Chordata; Lepidosauria; Squamata; Rhineuridae. Gene Ontology annotation, biological process: peptidyl-serine phosphorylation; peptidyl-threonine phosphorylation. The transcript is spliced from 4 exons. Gene Ontology annotation, molecular function: ATP binding; protein serine/threonine kinase activity. The coding region runs from base 106 to 1071 and encodes 321 amino acids.